This is a messenger RNA of Aspergillus candidus, 1077 nucleotides long. Its product is annotated as SIR2 family NAD-dependent protein deacylase. Gene Ontology annotation, molecular function: NAD+ binding; protein-succinyllysine desuccinylase activity; protein-malonyllysine demalonylase activity. Lineage: Eukaryota; Fungi; Ascomycota; Eurotiomycetes; Eurotiales; Aspergillaceae. The transcript has 3 exons. The record is from RefSeq and is a predicted model, not a curated record. Bases 157 to 1077 code for a protein of 306 amino acids.
UGAACAUCAACGACAGGCUAUACCAUGCUCAAACAGUAGCGACAAACAAAAUAUUAACACUAACCCAACUAUCCCUAAACAAGAACAUCAACAAGCCAUCUCAAUCCCAACCCGACAUCAACAAUAAACCCCAACCAAGCCCACCCCUCUGCCGCCAUGGCGUCCAGCAUCCCCGCCGCUGAUCUCCGCUCAUUCACAGACCACCUAAAACGCAGCAAGCGGGUCCUCGCGCUGCUAGGCGCUGGAAUCUCCGCCUCCUCCGGACUGCCCACCUUCCGCGGCGCAGGCGGUCUCUGGAGAUCUCACGAUGCGACCGACCUAGCGACGCCCGAAGCCUUCAACGCCUACCCGGACCUGGUCUGGCAGUUCUACAGCUACAGGCGGCAUAUGGCGCAAAAGGCGCAGCCGAAUCGCGCGCACUAUGCCCUGGCGGAGCUCGCGCGGCGCAUGCCGGACUUCCAUACGCUAUCGCAGAAUGUAGAUGGUCUCUCGCAACGCGCAAACCACCCCUCGGGACAGCUGCAUCUCCUGCACGGAUCGCUAUUCACUGUUAAAUGCACAUCCUUUUACUGCAGCUACUCGCGUGAGAACGAUUUCUCGGACCCUAUCACACCCGCACUAGCCAUCCCAACAGGCGGGGCCGAGCCGACGCCGUCGUCAGACGACAAGACCGGCGAAGCAGCGGGGCAGUCGCUGUCUGCCGCGAUGUCGGGGGCAGAAGCAGAGGGCCAAGAGGCGGACAUCUCCGACGAGCGGGUUCCGCUGGCCCCGCUUCGACGGGAAGACCUGCCCCACUGCCCGGAGUGCAAAGACGGGCUGCUCCGGCCGGGGGUGGUGUGGUUUGGGGAGAGCCUGCCGCUGACGACGCUGGAUUUCGUGGACGGGUGGAUGAGGGCCGGGCCUGUCGAUCUGAUUCUCGUGGUUGGGACCAGCUCGCAGGUUUAUCCGGCUGCUGGGUAUGUGGAUAAGGCGCGUGCGAGGGGCGCGCGGGUGGCGGUUGUUAAUAUGGAUCGGGGGGAUGGUGAUGCGGGUGUUGUUGUUCCGGAGUUAUUGAGGUGUGUGGUGGGGGAGAUUUGA